Messenger RNA from Alternaria atra, 1329 nucleotides. RefSeq lists its product as uncharacterized. The coding region runs from base 1 to 1329 and encodes 442 amino acids. Lineage: Eukaryota; Fungi; Ascomycota; Dothideomycetes; Pleosporales; Pleosporaceae. Gene Ontology annotation, molecular function: heme binding; iron ion binding; oxidoreductase activity, acting on paired donors, with incorporation or reduction of molecular oxygen. The transcript has 4 exons. The record is from RefSeq and is a predicted model, not a curated record.
AUGUACAUAGCUCAUGAUGUAGCAAGCGGAGGCCUACGCCUCGUAACAGCAAAAUAUGGAGCCAUGUGGCGUAACAUGCACAGAAUGGUGCACAACAUCUUCAAUAUGCGCGCUGCAGUUACAUACGUUCCUUACCAAGACCUCGAGAACAAGCAGAUGCUGCGAGAUCUACUGGAUAGCCCAAAUGACCUUAUCAACCAUAUACGCCGAUACAGCAAUUCGCUUACCACUCAAAUGGUCUUUGGGUUUCGAACGACGAGUAAUGCUGAUCCAAAACUGAGACAGCUCUUCGAGUGCUUCGAGAAAUGGGGUCACUUGGCUGCUGGAGCAAGCUCGCAGCUCUCAGAUCUCUACCCUAUUCUGCAACACCUGCCGCCUUUUUUGCGCCCGAACUACCGGUAUGCGCGAAGCUUACACAAGAAGGAAAUGGAGCUGUAUCUUGGGCACUGGAUGGAAACAAAGAAGGGUUUGCUGAAUGGAACAGGGAAGCCUUGCUUCUGCAAUGAUGUUCUUCGGGUUCAGGAUACCGAGAACAUGUCCGACGGACAAGCUGCAUAUCUCGCCGGCUCGCUCCUUGAAGCAGGCAGUGACACCACCUCUGCUAUUCUCAUCGGCUUCGUACAAGCCAUGCUUGUUCAUCCCGACGUACAACACCGUGCUCAAGCCGAACUUGAUCAAGUCGUUGGACAAGCACGUCUCCCACAUAUCCACGAUGCGGAGACGCUGCCAUACCUCCGCGCUAUCGUCAAGGAGUGCAUUCGAUGGAUGCCCACGACUAUCAUGGCGGCACCGCACGCAGUCACACAGAAUGACGAGUACAUGGGUUAUAAGAUUCCGGCCGGAGCUACCGUGCUGAUCAAUGUCUGGGGUUUACACAUGAACCCCACCACAAAUCCUAACCCACGGACCUUCGACCCAUCACGCUUCCGAGAUGACCUUCGCUCGGAAUUCGAGUGUGCGACUGCCCGCGACCCAUCACAGCGGCGCAACUAUAUCUUCGGCUCUGGGCGCCGCGUAUGUCAGGGUAUGCACAUCGCCGAACGCUCAUUGUUCCUUGCUAUCACACGUCUUCUGUGGGCGUUUGAUUUCAUCCCGCCCGAAUCAGGAAGCAUGCCGGACGUGGAUGAUUUGGUGGGCAGUUUGACGGUGCAACCCGCGCCAUUUGAAGUCAAGAUCAUAGCGAGAAGCGAGGAUAAGAAGAGGAUAGUGCAUGAGACGUGGAGGGAUGCAGAACAGACGUUGUUGAAUGGCGAGGGACAGUGGAAAAUUGUACCACAAGGAAUGGCAUUUAGCACGUGGAUGCCUGACGUAAAGGAACAAAAAGAGUAA